Molecule: messenger RNA, 780 nt
Organism: Lasiodiplodia theobromae
Lineage: Eukaryota; Fungi; Ascomycota; Dothideomycetes; Botryosphaeriales; Botryosphaeriaceae
Product: Phosphoribosylformylglycinamidine cyclo-ligase
Exons: 4
Coding region: 1-780 (259 amino acids)
Biological process (GO): purine nucleobase biosynthetic process
Molecular function (GO): ATP binding; phosphoribosylamine-glycine ligase activity; metal ion binding
Source: RefSeq, a predicted model, not a curated record
AUGGUCCAGAAGUCACUCGGUGACUCUGGCGACGGAGUUGUCGUCGAGGAAUUGUUGAGAGGCUACGAAAUCAGCAUCUUGACCUUUUGCGACGGGCAAAAUUUCAAGUCGCUCCCACCUGCUCAGGACCACAAAAGCAUCUUCGACGGUGACAAAGGUCCCAAUACUGGAGGAAUGGGCUGCUACGCGCCCGUCGAUGUUACUGAUGCGAAACUUCUAGCCGACAUUGAUGACACUGUUCUUGCGCCGACUUUCCGCGGCUUGAGUGAGGAAGCUGAACCCUUCAUCGGAUGUCUGUUCACUGGUUUCAUGAUCACCGACUCUGGUCCAAGGGUUCUGGAGUACAACGCCCGUUUCGGUGAUCCCGAGACCCAGGCUUUGCUGCCGUUGCUUGACAGUGAUACGGACCUGGCCCAGGUGAUGCUUGCAUGCACUCAGGGCAAUCUUUCGUCCGCUAGGGUCUCUGUCCGCUCUGGGUAUUCUGUAGCCGUCAUUCUCGCCUCCAACGGUUAUCCCGGAACCUACCAGACAAAUAAGCUCAUCACAAUCAAAGAGGGAGGACACGUUUCAAGGGAGGAAGCCACUCUCUUUCACGCGGGCACGAGGGAAAUUGAUGGGUCCCUUUACACCGCUGGUGGCCGAGUCAUGGCCGUUCAAGCUCUCGGCGACAGUCUCCAAGAAGCCCUCGACACGGCAUAUGCAGCCGUCCAGGAGAUUAGUUUCGAUGGCAAACAUUUCCGAAAGGAUAUUGCUCAUAGGGCCAAAUUUAUAUCAACCUGA